AUGGGCACAGAGAGUGUGGCAGCCUCGGUCCAUGUGGCGUUUCAGCCAUGCAUACCCAUGCAGCCCUGCCCAGCUAUGCCUCCUAUCCAGUCCCUCCCCAACCACUCUCCUGGAAGCCCCUCACCCAACCACUCUCCUGGAAGCCACUCACCCAACCACUCUCCUGGAAGCCCCUCACCCAACCACUCUCCUGGAAGCCCCUCACCCAACCACUCUCCUGGAAGCCCCUCACCCAACCACUCUCCUGGAAGCCCCUCACCCAACCACUCUCCUGGAAGCCCCUCUCCCAACCACUCUCCUGGAAGCCCCUCACCCAACCACUCUCCUGGAAUCCCCUCACCCAACCACUCUCCUGGAAGCCCCUCUCCCAACCCCUCUCCUGGAAGCCCCUCACCCAACCACUCUCCUGGAAGCCCCUCUCCCAACCCCUCUCCUGGAAGCCCCUCACCCAACCACUCUCCUGGAAGCCCCUCACCCAACCACUCUCCUGGAAGCCCCUCACCCAACCACUCUCCUGGAAGCCCCUCACCCAACCCCUCUCCUGGAAGCCCUUCACCCAACCCCUCUCCUGGAAGCCCCUCACCCAACCACUCUCCUGGAAGACCCUCACCCAACCACUCUCCUGGAAGCCCCUCACCCAACCCCUCUCCUGGAAGCCCCUCACCCAACCCCUCUCCUGGAAGCCCCUCACCCAACCACUCUCCUGGAAGCCCCUCACCCAACCCCUCUCCUGGAAGUCCCUCACCCAACCACUCUCCUGGAAGCCCCUCUCCCAACCCCUCUCCUGGAAGCCCCUCACCCAACCACUCUCCUGGAAUCCCCUCACCCAACCACUCUCCUGGAAGCCCCUCUCCCAACCCCUCUCCUGGAAGCCCCUCACCCAACCACUCUCCUGGAAGCCCCUCUCCCAACCCCUCUCCUGGAAGCCCCUCACCCAACCACUCUCCUGGAAGCCCCUCACCCAACCACUCUCCUGGAAGCCCCUCACCCAACCACUCUCCUGGAAGCCCCUCACCCAACCCCUCUCCUGGAAGCCCUUCACCCAACCCCUCUCCUGGAAGCCCCUCACCCAACCACUCUCCUGGAAGACCCUCACCCAACCACUCUCCUGGAAGCCCCUCACCCAACCCCUCUCCUGGAAGCCCCUCACCCAACCACUCUCCUGGAAGCCCCUCACCCAACCACUCUCCUGGAAGCCCCUCACCCAACCCCUCUCCUGGAAGUCCCUCACCCAACACCUCUCCUGGAAGCCCCUCACCCAACCCCUCUCCUGGAAGCCCCUCACCCAACCACUCUCCUGGAAGCCCCUCACCCAACCCCUCUCCUGGAAGUCCCUCACCCAACACCUCUCCUGGAAGCCCCUCACCCAACCACUCUCCUGGAAGCCCCUCACCCAACCACUCUCCUGGAAGCCCCUCACCCAACCACUCUCCUGGAAGCCCCUCACCUAACCCCUCUCCUGGAAGCCCCUCACCCAACCACUCUCCUGGAAGCCCCUCACCCAACCACUCUCCUGGAAGCCCCUCACCCAACCACUCUCCUGGAAGCCCCUCACCCAACCACUCUCCUGGAAGCCCCUCACCCAACCACUCUCUGAGAACCAAACUCCCAUAUUUUAUGACAGGAGGCUGA
This is a messenger RNA of Salvelinus namaycush (lake trout), 1632 nucleotides long. Its product is annotated as basic proline-rich protein-like. The record is from RefSeq and is a predicted model, not a curated record. The transcript has 2 exons. Bases 1 to 1632 code for a protein of 543 amino acids. NCBI's taxonomy places the organism in Eukaryota, Metazoa, Chordata, Actinopteri, Salmoniformes, Salmonidae.